GCGAAGUGAAGCUUUCUUGAAGCAGUGAAGCUUUCAACCCAAUUGUAUCGGAAAAAGGUUCAUUACUCGAAGCUUUUCAAAUCAGAGCUCAAUGAGGACCUCUGCUGGUGAAAGUGCUGUUUCACAACAUGUUCCACAACCAAACAACGUAUUAAUUUAAUUAUAAAAGCAAAACUUAAUGGAUUGACAAAUUAAGGAUAGAUUCAUAAAUAAAUGUAACACUAUAUUAAAUACACGACCAAAGCAUGUUCCAUUUCAUGCGAAUGGUACUUCAAACAAAAAUAACAAAUUAAGGAUAGACCUUGUCUCAAAAGUAUAAAGUGUGAACCAAUUAAAAAAUAUAUCAUGGUAUUAAGUGGUGCAGAAAAGGCUUUUUACUACUAAUAUAUUCUAUAUAUAUCAUAAACUCACUAUACAGUAAUCGAUUCCGUGUAAUGCAAUACUCCAAUACAACCCAUGAGGGCGCGCCGCGCAUCGCACAAUUCUAAACCUUUGAAUCAGAUAACGAAGCAGUCACGUGGGUGUGUGUGAAACGAAGCUUCGGACGUCAUUGGUCACGUGAUUUUGCCAGAACGAAUCAAGCUUCGAUACAAAGCUUCAAUGAAAAUCGGUUCAUUUUUUUGACACACGCUUCGGAGCUUCGGUGUCACUGGUAACAUCACUAUUCAGAAGUACUGCCCGUAUUUCUACCCCGAGGAGGUGGUUCGUUAUUUCUUCGGACUGUUUCAUCCACACCUAUAAAGUGAUUGAGACCUUCAGUGAAGCUCCUCCUACAACAAUCCACCAAUAACACCGAGAGAAAUCACUUCAUGUGUGUCAACUGAAAUCUUCAUGACUUAUUGUUGGUGCUGAUGAAAGAGGAGCUUGAGAAGAUGAAAGAUCCACAACCAUGCAGAAUAAAGACUGAAGAAACUGAAGAACAUAUAGAUAUGAUAGAAGUGAAGAAGGAGAGUCACGAUGAAGUGGAUGAGAAACAUCAGAUUGUAAAAAUAAACCAUAAUGUUUCACAGAAAGGAGCUCUGAGAACAGAAGAUAUAAAGUGUGAAAAAGGUUUCAGUCAAGAUGGACGCCCUGAGGAUCACAAGAGGACUCACAGCGGGGAGAAGCCGUUUACAUGUCAUCUGUGUGAAAAGAGUUUUAGAGUUAAAAGUAAACUUGAGAUUCACAUGAGAACUCACACUGGAGAGAAACCUUACAGGUGUCAUCUGUGUGGAAAGAGUUUUACAGUUGAAUUUAGCCUUAAGACACACAUGAGAAUUCACACUGGAGAGAAACCUUACACAUGUUUUCAGUGUGGAAAGAGUUUUAAAUCUUCAGGUGACCUUACGAGACACAAAAGAAUUCACACCGGAGAUAAACCACACGCGUGCCAUGAGUGUGGAAACCGGUUUACAACCUCAGGUACCCUUAAGAAACAUUUGAGAUUUCACACCGGAGAGAAACCAUUCACAUGUAAUCUGUGUGGAAAGAGUUUCACAGUUGAAUUUAGCCUUAAGACUCACAUGAGAAUUCACACUGGAGAGAAACCUUACACAUGUAAUCUGUGUGGAAAGAGUUUUAAAUCUUCAAGUGGCCUUACGAGACACACAAGAAUUCACACCGGAGAUAAACAACACGCGUGCCAUGAGUGUGGAAACCAGUUUACAACCUCAGAUACGCUUAAGAAACAUUUGCGAAUUCACACUGGAGAGAAACCUUACACAUGUAAUCUGUGUGGAAAGAGUUUCAGAGAUAAAAGUAGCCUUAACAUACAUGCAAGGAUUCACACCAGAGAGAAACUUUUUACAAACCAUGAGUGUAAAAAAAGUUUCAGAAGUAAAAAUAACCUUAACCCUUUAACCGGUGCCAAGCCCUUUUUGAGUGGGGGGGGGGGUGAAAAGAUAAUGUACACCUUGAAAUUAAUAUAACUCUGGCAUUUUUUUUUGUCUAGAAGCCUAAUUUUGGUCUUAUUUUAAAGAAGACACUUAAACGUUUUUUUACGGAAGUAUCUGUAGGUGAAUAUAUAUAUAUAUUUUUAUAGCAGUUUACAUUUAUUUGUAAUAAAUAAAAAAUGCAAUAUUGUAUUCUUUUUAAUACAUAAAAUUAUCAAAAAACUGAGGUUUGUGUUGAUUUGCUGUUAGGUUUGCUGCAUACUCUUGAAAUGAAUAAAUUAAGGGCGAGUUAUAGUCGUGCGUAGGUUCUACGCCGUAGCCUGUGCGUAGCUCUGCGUAGCCUGACGCGCACCUCGCAAAAUUUUGAACAGCGCGUCAGUUCUACGCGGACCGCAAGCACUGUGAUUGGUCCACCAGAACCCCUCCCAUCAGGUAAAAAACUGCGUCAUAGGUAUUUCCGUUUGCGAUGGUGAGUGAUUUAACUCAAACUGCAACAAAAGUCGCUGUUUAUUUACAUCCAUCAUUGCUGGUCUUCUCAAAUUAUACACAACAAGUUGCUGUUUCUUCUUCGUUUGUGGCUUAACUUGCAAAGUUUCUUCUUCUUUGGCAUUCGCGCUGCUACUAUGGUUACACGCGUGGUUACUGCCUACCAGCGGCCUGCGCGCGUGUUUGCGCGUCGACGCGGACGACGACGCAAAAGUAUAAAUGAAAACCGACGCGGAACCUACGCCGUCGCGGCUACGCUGUAGGACCUAUGUACGACUAUAACGAGCCCUUUACAGUUACUGCAUAACUAUCACUGCAAAAAGGUUUUAAAGGAACACGCCCACAUUUUGGGAAUUUAGCUUAUUCACCGUAUCC
Messenger RNA from Paramisgurnus dabryanus, 2732 nucleotides. The record is from RefSeq and is a predicted model, not a curated record. NCBI's taxonomy places the organism in Eukaryota, Metazoa, Chordata, Actinopteri, Cypriniformes, Cobitidae.